Molecule: messenger RNA, 3757 nt
Organism: Pygocentrus nattereri (red-bellied piranha)
Lineage: Eukaryota; Metazoa; Chordata; Actinopteri; Characiformes; Serrasalmidae
Product: C4b-binding protein alpha chain
Exons: 16
Coding region: 323-2407 (694 amino acids)
Source: RefSeq, a predicted model, not a curated record
CCUAAUCGCGUGUGCGGUAAACCACUUAAGCGCCUUUAUUUGUGGCCAUCGGUGACGCGGUGGCGGCCUUACCGCUCUCCGGUUUCCCCACCCGUUUUCCGUCCGUGGGCGGGAUUCGGCGGAAUACGGGUGUGUUCUUGGUGUUUUUGGAGCUGUUGUGAGCGUCGAGCUCAGGAAGAAGGAGCAGUAGGAGAGGGUCCGAGAGGGAGCUUCAUCAGACCACGAUCAGAACCAGGUUACCACCUCAAACUAACACCCGCCGGAGUGAGACUGCAGCGACCUGCUCGCUCCUCUGGAGUCUGUCUUCAACCGACUGAGGCGAAUGGCGAAGAUCCUGUGGACUUCAGUGCUGCUGCUGUCAGCGCAGUUAGCGGCGUCUCAAGGCUCCGGUCAGUGUGGCCGUCCAGUGUCGUAUCCAGAUAAGAGGCUGGAUGAGAGGUACGCUCAGCUGUCAGAGUUUAAGAAUGGAGACAGGGUGGCGUAUAAGUGCUCGGUGGGUCACAGACAGACUGCGGGCAACAGAGUGUCCUUCUGCAGGAACGGACAGUGGGAGCCUCUCACCAUGAAAUGCACAAGGAAGCAGUGUGGCUCGGCUGGAGAAAUACAGAACGGGCGAUAUGUUCAGAAAGGGAACUUGUUCGGGGACAAAGCCUACGCAGAGUGUGAUGAUGGCUAUGUCCUGCAAGGAGAGCCUGUUCGGGAAUGUCUCGAUAAUGGAUGGAACGGAACCAUUCCUUCUUGCAUAAGAGGAAGUCCUAAAAGCUGUCCGCUCCCUGAUAUAAACAAUGGUGAGACGAAUGGGACAAAGAAAGAGUACAAGCCUGGAGAGUCUUUAUCCCUCUCCUGUAAUGUGGGGCACCGGCCGAGACGCAACAUCACAAUUGCCAAGUGUCACUCGAAGAACGGCUGGGAACCUAAACUGAAAUGUGAUCAGAUUAAAUGUGAGAAAUUGGUUAUACCCAACGGUGGAACAAAUUGUGGUCGUUUGAGGUUCAACACGACUGUGAAGAUCUACUGUGACAAGGGUUUCCAGCUAAAAGGGGCAGAGUUCAUAACCUGUGCAGUUAACGCCUCCUGGGCACCAGCUGUGCCCACCUGUGAAUCAGACAAGAAGCAUUUAGGAAAGUGUGGCCGGUUGCCAGACCACCCUAACGCGAUGCCCAGGCAGGAUUACCCCCGUGAGGGAGAGUACGAGCCUGAUGCUUACGUACAGUUCGAGUGUAAUCCUGGAACCCGCUGGACUGGAGGAAGCUCUGCCAUUCGCUGUGAGAACGGCCACUGGACUCCACUAGAGAUGAGAUGUGAGGAGAUAAACUGCGGGAGUGCUGGAGAGAUCGCAAACGGACGUUUUCAGUACACUGGCGUGUCUUCUGGUGAUACCGCUACAGCAGAGUGUUUUGAAGGGUACCGCUUGGUCGGGGUUGGUGUGAGACGCUGUGGGGCUGGAGGCUGGGAUGGCAGCGUGCCUGUAUGUGAAGCGGUCAGAUGUCCACGCCCUACUGUGGCCAACAGCAGGAUGCAGGAAGGUAGAGAUUACAGAGUUGGAGAACGAGUGACCAUCGUCUGUCAGGAGAGCUUCAAUCUGAUUGGCUCACCACAAAUCACAUGUGGACCAAAUGGUCAAUGGCAGGCUCUGCCAGAAUGCCUUUCGGCCACAGGAAAGUGUGGCCGAUUGCCACACCACCCUGACGCAAUGCCCAGACAGGGAUACCUCAGUGAGGGAGAGUACGAGCCGGAUGUUUACGUGCGGUUCAGCUGUAACCCUGGAUACCGCUGGGCUGGAGGAAGCUUGGCCAUUCGCUGUAAGAAAGGCCGCUGGACGCCUUUAGAGAUCAGAUGUGAGAGAAAAUCCUGCGGGUCUGCUGGAGAGAUCGCAAACGGCCGUUUUCAGUACACCGGCGUGUCUUUUGGUGACACCGCUACUGCUGAGUGUUUUGAAGGGUACCAUUUGGUCGGGUUUGGUGUGAGACACUGUAGAGCUGAAGGCUGGGACGGCAGAACACCUGUAUGCGAAGUGGUCAAGUGUCCCAGCCCCCCAGAAGUGCCCGGCGCAGAGAUAUUUGACACUACAGAUGGACACGCGGAGUACGGUCAUGUGGUGUCCUAUAGAUGUCGCUCCGGUUCGCUGAUUGGACCUGAGGACCUUUACUGCACGGAGCGCGGCACCUGGAGCCCGCCGCCUCCGCGGUGCCAGGACAUCAGCUGCCCAAAGCCUAAUGUGCAGUCUGGAGGAAGGAUUUUAGGAGUUAAGGCUCGUUACAGACACAGAGAUGUAGUGACGUUGACCUGCAACCUUGGGUGGAGAAUACAAGGCUCUGCUGAGGUCAGCUGCGGGCCAAAUGGAGAGUGGACUCCAGCGCUUCCUACAUGUGUCCCUAUGAAUGUGCGAAGGCCACGACAGAAAUGAGAACACAGCUGGACCUGUUAGAUCAACAUAAUAUAUAAGCUUUCCUUUUUCUACUUUCAUAUAAAAUCUUUACUUUUGAAACUGUCUGACCUCUGUUACGGAUCUGAGACGUUUAUGGCAGUCUUGAUUAUAUAUUAUAUAUAGGUUGUAAUGAUAUUUAAUAUGAAAUGAGUCAUUUAGAGAUGAACAAAAUUUCAGUCACUGAAAAUCUUUGGCCAGUUUUUGUUUUUAUUUAUUUAUUUAUUUAUUUUUGCUGUUUUGGGGCGAAAGAAAACUAAAAAUAUAUAAUAAAAGCUAUUAUUGUGGCUCACGGCUGAAUUUUGCUUCAUCACUAACUUCGUUUUGUUUUUUUCUAAACUCAAAAUUCAGUAGAUUCGUGUAGAACUGUUCAUUGAGAGGUCCCAGUUUCUUAUUUGGGAGCUCAGCUGAGCCAAGAGAAAGAAAAACGAGACAUACGGCAGCUUGUACGAACACCAAUUCCUUUCAUUUUAAAAAGACAAUACAAAAUCCAGACAUUUUUUACAUGAGCAUAAACAAUUUUUCAAGUGCAAAUACCAUUACCCACUCCAUGAAACCUUGUGGCAAAGUCGUUUCUCAAAGAAAAUCAAACAGAGACAAAAACAGAACUGCACUGUGGCGUAUUGAACGUUCUACAGAAAGUCUUAGAGCGACAGCGAUGAAAUGUAGUCAUGCAUUUAAAGGUGUAGCUUUCGCAUUUCCAUUUCUGAACAUUCAACAGGAGAACACACCGCCUUCUUUGCCACAGACUUUUCCCAAAACUUUCCUCUAUUCCACAAAUGACUUAUGAAAAUAAAAAAAAAAAAUCCCUUUUCCUUUAGAUCCAGCAGCUCUGUAACGAAAGGCAGGAACAUUAGCGGUAAGAUGAAAUUGAAAAAAAGGAUUUUGUAAGUAUGACAGUGUUGAAAGUUACAUACAGCUCGUUCUAACAGAGUUAAGUAAAUCUAACAAUGUAGCAUUUUUAUCACAUUCAACCAAGUUCUACGUUUAUAAUAGUGACUUUUGGUGGGUGGCAAAUGAAUAACGGGUAAAAUGCCUCUGUCAGGGGGAAAAAAGGGAAAAAUGAGCUUUUAUUUGCUUUCAGUUUUCAUAUAAAGGCGAGGCCAUUGCCAUAUGGCCUUUGUUUUCGUUACUAUUUUUUUGCUUUUUGCUUUCGGCGGAAUGCCUUGAGUAAUACUGAACACUAAAUUCAUUGCACAUUUGUGAAGGUGGUGCACAGGGGCGGUCUUUGGAAGAGAGGCUGGGGCAAAAUAUAAAAAAUAUUGUAAUAUUUUACAUAUUGUAAUGUUUUUACAUAUGGGUCAAAUAAAAGCUCAGUACUUUAAACAUGAA